Molecule: messenger RNA, 2037 nt
Organism: Clunio marinus
Lineage: Eukaryota; Metazoa; Arthropoda; Insecta; Diptera; Chironomidae
Source: the annotation of a GenBank genome assembly
AUGAUGAGUUAUGGCCCAAAGUUCUCGAUUCCUCCUGAAAAGAACGAGUUAUCAUGGCCCAGAUUAAUAAGUGAAGUAGAGUCAGUAGUCGGUGCAGUCAAGGGUGAAGAGAAGGACGAGUUAAGAAUGAAUAUGUUAGUUUUUUACUGUGAUAAUCAAGAUAUGUUAGAGUUAGAAAAGCUGCAAGAUUUCCAACAAAUAGGGCCUGAUGAAGAAGCCAACAAGCUUCGAAACGUUGCCAACUUCACAAAAAUAAACAAUGAGCCAUUAAGUAGUAGUGGUAAUUGUGAACCAUCAAGUGACGAAUUAAUGAUGUCUGGAAACAACAACAAGCGCACCUACUCUACUUCCAGCACUUCAUCGGUUAUGUCGAGCUCUUUUUGUGUCACGCUCGGUGUCCGCUGUGGUGCUCCUGAUGUAAUUACUAAAGAAAGAACCGAUCAUGAUAAGGCGCCAUUUAUAGUUGAUUACGCUCGCAAGACAUCUUUUGAUUCCGUUUCGGAAUCAUCAUCUGAUGUUGAUUUUUCUGAACAUGCCGAACAUCAUUCAUCAUUUAUUGACGAGGAGAUUGAAGACGAAGGUGGAAAGAAGCAAAAAGUUAACAGUGUUGAAAGAAACGAUGACACUGACAGUGAAAGUGAUGAUGAAGAUGAUCUCAUCUCACAAAUUGUAUCACAAAAAGCACCAACACGUAUCACUAUCAAACUCAAUGUAACUGAUAAAAUUUCAUCAAGUUGGGAUUCGGUCUUAGACCAUGGCAAUAACAUCUUAUACGUAGUUUUGCCAAAGACUUUAACACACGAAGCCAGCAAGCAGUCAUUUCUAUCUCUUUUGGAAUUUGCUGAAGAGAAAUUAGAAUGCGACGGUGUUGUGUUGUGCAUUCGUAAAGAUCGUCCUGAUCGUGCGAAUUUGGUAAAAACUUUUAUGUUUUUGGGAUUUUCUCCAUUACACCCCAAGUCGCCAUUGGCUCCUCCACAACAACAAGGACAUAAUGAUGAACAUCUUUUUCUGAUCUACAACAUUGAGGAUUAGAAACAAACAAAAGCUUUUUGCAAAACUUCAAAAAAAAAUAGAUUUCACUUCAAAAUAUUUCGCACAAAGCAAAAUAAAAAUUGAUUUAUAAUCAGUCAUGUCAUCAUCAGAAGAAUUGUCGCAAAAAAAAAUAUCGUCAACAUUUUAAUGUCGUAGUGAAUGUAAUCAACUUUAAAAGUUCUUAGCGCUUUAGCAAGUAUCCAGAAAAAAAAGAAAAAAUACAAAAAAAAUAUAAAAAGUGGCCGAAAAUCAAAAAAAAAAAGUUAAAUCAAGUUUAAUAUUUUUCAUUCUUUUUCAAUUAUUUAACUAAUCAAUGGAAACAGGAAGGAAAAGUUCUUUAAUAUCAUCUAUACACACAAAAAAAUAAAAAUUUUAAUUAAUUAAUUUUCCCGUGACAGUUGCAAAAAUUUAUUAAUCUUUAUUAAACUAUUUUUAUUAUAGAGUUGUCUCAUUCCCGUUUCCAAUUUUUCAAGUUUAUAAAAAAUAAUUAAAUUAAAAAUAUUUCAAUAUGCUGAAUAUUUACGAAAGUAAGAAAAUUCUAUCAAAAGAAGGGAAAAUGUCAAAUGAUUCUUCACAUUUGGGUGCAUAACAAAUCGCAAGAUUGCUCCCGACGGCUAAAACAAAAGAAUAAGCUUAUAAAAUCAAGUAUUGUCAUCAUAUGAAUAUUUGAAACAGAGAUGUCAAACAUUAUUGUUGGAUAAGAAACAAUUCAAUUUAAAUGUGAAAAACACCUCAACUUAAAUUUUUAGAAAAAAGUUUUCUUAUGUUUCUUAAUAGUUUUCCUAAAAUAUUCAUGGGAUGCACUGCAUAAAUGGAAGAUAUCAAAUCAAAACUUCUUAUUAUUAUCAUCUAAUCAAUAUCAACAAUAUAUGUAAACAGAUUAUUAUUACUAUUAUUAUUAUUUUUAUCAAUAUUUUGUAAUUCAUUCUAUCAAAUAAAAAUUUAUUAUUGGAUCAAGAAGAGAAAAAAGUAAGAAAUAAAAAGCUAUAGCUACACAAAAAACAA